Erinaceus europaeus (western European hedgehog) is the source of this 978-nucleotide messenger RNA. RefSeq names its product orthopedia homeobox (gene OTP). NCBI's taxonomy places the organism in Eukaryota, Metazoa, Chordata, Mammalia, Eulipotyphla, Erinaceidae. Gene Ontology annotation, molecular function: DNA-binding transcription factor activity, RNA polymerase II-specific; DNA binding. Gene Ontology annotation, biological process: regulation of DNA-templated transcription; neuron differentiation. The coding region runs from base 1 to 978 and encodes 325 amino acids. The record is from RefSeq and is a predicted model, not a curated record. The transcript is spliced from 3 exons.
AUGCUGUCUCACGCGGACCUCCUAGACGCCAGGCUCGGUAUGAAAGAUGCCGCCGAGCUUCUGGGCCACCGGGAGGCCGUGAAGUGUAGGCUGGGCGUGGGGGGCUCGGACCCCGGGGGUCAUCCCGGGGACCUGGCGCCCAGCUCCGAGCCGGUGGAGGGAGCCACUCUGCUGCCCGGGGACGACAUCACCACCGUGGGCUCCACGCCGGCCUCGCUGGCGGUGAGUGCGAAGGACCCUGACAAGCAGCCGGGGGCGCAGGGCGGCUCGAACCCCAGCCAAGGCGGCCAGCCCCAGGGCCAGCAGAAGCAGAAGCGCCACCGGACGCGCUUCACCCCCGCGCAGCUCAACGAGCUGGAGAGGAGCUUCGCCAAGACGCACUACCCGGACAUCUUCAUGCGGGAGGAGCUUGCGCUUCGCAUCGGCCUCACCGAGUCCCGAGUGCAGGUCUGGUUCCAGAACCGGCGCGCCAAGUGGAAGAAGCGCAAGAAGACCACCAACGUGUUCCGCGCGCCCGGCACGCUGCUGCCCACGCCCGGCCUCCCGCAGUUCCCGUCGGCCGCCGCCGCCGCCGCCGCCGCCAUGGGCGACAGCCUGUGCUCGUUCCACGCUAACGACACGCGCUGGGCGGCCGCCGCCAUGCCGGGGGUGUCGCAGCUGCCGCUGCCGCCCGCGCUCGGCCGCCAGCAGGCCAUGGCGCAGUCGCUGUCCCAGUGCAGCCUGGCGGCCGGGCCGCCGCCCAACUCCAUGGGCCUGUCCAACAGCCUGGCGGGCUCCAACGGCGCGGGGCUGCAGUCGCACCUCUACCAGCCCGCCUUCCCCGGCAUGGUGCCCGCCUCCCUCCCCGGCCCCAGCAACGUCUCCGGCUCGCCCCAGCUCUGCAGCUCCCCGGACAGCAGCGACGUGUGGCGGGGCACCAGCAUCGCCUCCCUUCGCCGCAAGGCGCUAGAGCACACAGUCUCCAUGAGCUUCACCUAA